ACGUGCGUGUCAAGCAUGACGUUCCUGCCGCAGGUUCGGUGCCGCCUCCAGCUUGCGCUGUCGCCGGACUCGAUGCUGAAAAUCGUUAGCUCUGUAAUCUGGAGACGUCUUCCUAUCAAGUUUCCUCAUAGGUUGAGCCCGAGGCUGAUUAUCGGCACUACCAAUCAGUUUGUCGGAUGCUCUCGGGGCCGAGGUCUUGCUCCUCGCACCCAGGCCUCCCCUCAUCCCUUCUUCCCCUCUUCCCCCAUUUCUCUCUCCAGACCUUCUGCUGCUCUCAGCAGUAUGUCUGGCUCCAUAUUGAGAGCAUCUAUCAAAGCCGUGAGUGCCAGGAGACGCCUGGUUCCGACCAGAGCAGCGCUAACGCUGACCCCUCUGGCUGUUAAUAAAGUUAAGCAACUGCUUCGGGAAAAGCCUGAAUAUAUUGGGUUGAAGAUUGGAGUGCGAACCAGGGGUUGUAAUGGUCUGUCCUAUACUUUGGAAUACACAAAGGAGAAAAGAGAUUCAGAUGAAGAAGUAAUCCAGGAUGGUGUACGAAUAUUCAUUGAAAAGAAAGCGCAGUUGACACUCCUAGGAACAGAAAUGGACUACACAGAAAAUAAACUUGCAAGUGAAUUUGUCUUUCACAAUCCCAACAUAAAAGGAACCUGUGGUUGUGGAGAAAGUUUUCAUGUUUAAUGGGAACCAACAAUUUUUCUUGAACAUUAUUGUGGGCAUUGUGUGUGGUGAGGCACUGAUAUUCCAUUUUAGGCCAUUGAGUGUAGCUAAAUCUUUAUUGUAACUUCAAGGGAGAAGAAACUGAAUUGCAUCCCUGAUGGUAUGUAGCCACUAACAGUGGAUCUUUCUCUUGAGGGGAAACUUUGCACAAGGAGUUAUUGUGUUGAAUAAGAUACUAUUUUUUUUGUUCAAUUGUCAAACCAUGGUAGUGUUAACUUUAUUAACUGUGCAAUGAGUGAACUGCCUGGAUCAGAUAAAUACAACUGCUUUUCAUCUGAAAAAAGAAAAUCUUUUAUUUGGUAUUAUCAAAUGUACACUAUGUCAUAGUCAGAUAUUUAGAAAAAUAGAAUUGGUUUAUCAUUCAGCUUUAUUAAUGUAGAUUCUGAAUUCUCAUAGGCUACGAUUAGCUCCAUGUUGCUGUUUCUUUUUCAAGUUCCACAAGUCAUUUUUUCUUUUUAUAGAAGGAGGUGUAUUUGGUAACAAAGCCUAAAGUUCACUUUUUUUUUAAGAUCCUGGUACAAAAGUCUCCAGACUGUUAGUGAUGUUUGGAAAUUUUGCUCUCCACUACCAACUACUAAGAAUGUGCAAGAAUAUAAAUUUGACGUUGGAACCCAAGUUUAGUAUCUAUGUUGUACUUUGCCUGCACAACAUCGCCACCAAAUCAAAAUUCAAGAUUGUUCCUAGAAGCUAUCGGAGUUGUUCAGAACUGGAAAGUUUUUUUUUAAAUCAGGUAAAAACGCAUGUGAGAUGAAGAUAUUACAGUAAGACUAUCUGCUUUGUUAUUUAAAUCUCAUGACCAAGAAGGUCAAAUAUUAUGUUCUUCCUAGUAGAGGACUGUAAAUCAAUGAGAAUUUGUAUAAAGUGUAUUUUUAAAUAAUUGAAAAUUUAAUUAUUUUGUACCUUAAUGCGCACAUUAUAAUUUUUGUCAUGA
This is a messenger RNA of Hypanus sabinus (Atlantic stingray), 1645 nucleotides long. RefSeq names its product iron-sulfur cluster assembly 1 homolog, mitochondrial-like. The record is from RefSeq and is a predicted model, not a curated record. The coding region runs from base 16 to 675 and encodes 219 amino acids. The transcript is spliced from 4 exons. Gene Ontology annotation, biological process: iron-sulfur cluster assembly. Gene Ontology annotation, cellular component: mitochondrion; cytoplasm. NCBI's taxonomy places the organism in Eukaryota, Metazoa, Chordata, Chondrichthyes, Myliobatiformes, Dasyatidae. Gene Ontology annotation, molecular function: 2 iron, 2 sulfur cluster binding.